AUGAGCUGGAGUCAGGGCUGCAGCACCUUUUGUGAUAUUCUUGUGCUUAUGCGAAGCCAAGAGGCAUCUGAAUCACUCGAAGAAGAGGAGGAAGAGGAACUGCGGUAUUUCUUAGUGGAUUUAGGAUUAUCAAAUGCCACAAAGUGGCAUUCACUGUCUUUUCUUGCACAAGUCGGUUCGGAUGGUUUGGGCUCUCGUUUUGGUUCUGGUGCUGGUCUUGGUUGUGGUUCUGGUUCUGGUUCCGGUGUAAAGCAAGCGCGUGAGCUAACGCGUUCUCGAGAACUCGAAGAGGAGGAGAAUGAUAAGGACCUGGAUGACCUUCGGCUUGCCGUCUUUGACUUCUUGGACACCGGCGAUCUACGACUCUGUAACGGGGAUACUGACGGAGCCACCGGGGUGGAGAUUGAGGUAGUACUCUUGAAACUACGUCGGCUACUAGCGCUGGGAGAUCGCGAAGCUGCAGUUCGCGAAGCCGCAGUUCGCGAAGCCCGAGGUGUAGGACUUCGUGCCGUUUGUUCCUUUGCGUAA
Messenger RNA from Dibothriocephalus latus, 528 nucleotides. The record is from the annotation of a GenBank genome assembly. Lineage: Eukaryota; Metazoa; Platyhelminthes; Cestoda; Diphyllobothriidea; Diphyllobothriidae.